Rotaria sordida is the source of this 1383-nucleotide messenger RNA. NCBI's taxonomy places the organism in Eukaryota, Metazoa, Rotifera, Eurotatoria, Philodinida, Philodinidae. The record is from the annotation of a GenBank genome assembly.
AUGGAUUCAAAUUUAUCGUUCAAACAUCGUUAUCAUAUUGGGAAAAGUGUGAAAAAUUUUCUUAUGGGUUAUUUCACUGAAUAUGAAACACCCAAAAUAGUUUUGAUACAUAGUGCAAAACAUGCUAUUUUACUGCGUAUUAUACAAAUAAUUAUGCUUAUCUAUUCUAUAGUAUAUUUACUUAUAUACCAAAAGGGUUAUCAACAACAAAGUACAGCAAUUGUAUCAUCAGUAACGCUUAAACUAAAAGGUAUCGGUUAUGUUCAAACAACAGAAAAUAAAACUAUUAUUAUCGAUGUAGCAGAUUAUAUUAUUCCACCAUCAGAAAAUAAUGCUGUUUUUAUAAUGACAAAUUUUAUUCAAACUGAUCAAACACGAUCUACAUGUGCUGAAAGUAUAAAAGUUAAAGAAGCAAGAUGUAAGCAUGAUAAUGAUUGUUUUAAUAAAACAUUUUCACCAAAGAUGAAUGGACGUUGGACCGGUCGAUGUUUAUUAUCACCAAAAACAAAUGUGAUCAAUGGAACAAUAAAGAAUACAAAAACUCCAACGGGUUUAUGUGAAUAUGCAGGUUGGUGUCCACCAGAAGAUGAUGACAUAUCGACAAUGCUUGUUCAAGAUGUUCCUAGUUUUACAAUAUUUAUAAAAAAUUUUAUUGAAUUUCCAGUGUUCCGAGUUAAACAUAAAAAUAUGGUUGAUGAAUUAAAACCAUGUAUUUUUCAUCCACAACAUCAUAAAGAUUGUCCAAUAUUCAGUAUUAAUUAUAUAAUGAGUGAAGCUGAAAAAAAUAUUACUGAACGCAAUUUAAUGUUACGUCAUGGUGGUGUUAUACGUAUCAAACUUGAUUGGGAUUGUAAUUUAGAUCGAGGCAUAAAAUUAUGUAAACCUAAAUAUUCAUUUGCUCGUCUUGAUGUACCUUUUCAUGAAGAACCAUUUUCAAUUGGUUUUAAUUUUCGUUAUGCUUCUCAUUGGAAAUAUAAUCAGCAAAAUGUUCGUACAUUAACUAAAGCUUUUGGUCUUCGUUUAAUAAUUGCUAUUAGUGGUAGAGCUGGAAAAUUUGGUUUUAUUACAUUAACUUUAAAUAUUGGUUCAUUAGUUGGAAUAUUUGGUUUAGCAACAUUUCUUUGUGAUAUUGCUCUACUUCAUUUAUCGAAAAAAGCACAUACUUAUCGGAAUCAUAUCUUUGAAAUUGUUCAUUUACGAACACGUGCUAUUAGUGCAAUAGCAUUGCCACCACAGUUUAUUCGAAAACUUGACGCUGAAUAUUCAAAUUCUGACUCAGAUUUAGACGCACAAUUACCAUAUAAAACACCUGAAACUAGUCCAGCAUCUACAGGAAAAAGAGUUACCAUCGGCCCAGUUUCUUACAUUAAUACGGAUCAAUGA